AUGCAGGGAUAAUAGAAUUCAACGAUAUGUAUAGUAAUUAUACUUCAUUGUUGGUAUAUGAUGGUUAUUUAUAUAUUGGAUGUUUAAACGGUAGUACUCAGGAGGGAUAUUUGCUCAAGAAAGACGCAUCUCUGAAAACUAAUGGUGGUACCGAUACUUUAUUAGUAUCUCCACCCGGUUAUUAUAUGAAAAAUAUAAUGCAGAAUAGAAACGAGAUAUAUGUGUGUGGUUCACAUGAAACUGAAACUGGUACUGAGAGGAAUCCUAAGCUGUAUAAAGUCAAUUCGGGUUUUUCUUCCUCAACCAAAAUAAAAGGUCAAUAUAAGUGUCCUUUUCGACCUCAACAUUUUGCAGCAGCUGUUUUUGAUUCAGGUGGUAAAUUUUAUUCUGCUGCUCAGUAUGAAAAUCUUGGUGCUUCAGGAAUUUCUCAAAGUCAGUCAGUAAACGAUACUCCGAGCUUACACUCUGUUAAUGAUGAUAAAUGGAUAUAUAAAUCACCAGAUUAUUUUGACGCGUAUCACAUUGAACACACUUCAGAAAUUUAUAUUUUCUUUCUUGAGCUUGCAUAUGAAAAUGUAAAUCAGUUUCCUGAAAAGUAUCCACGUGUUGGUAAAGUGUGUACUCAAGACAAUGGUGGCCCCACUAAUACGUUGAACGAUAAAUUCACCAGCUACCAGAAAGCCCGUCUAAGUUGUGAAUUCGAGGGCAAUGCAUACAAUACACUAAAGAGUAUAUUUAAGGUUGGAUCAAAUGGAAAUGAAGUUUUCUAUGGUAUAUUUGUUGAAGAUAUGGGUGGCAUUUCUGUUGUGUGCUCAUACAGUGUAGAUGACAUUAGAACUGUACUUACCAGCGAAAAAUAUAAGAAUUUGCCAUCGACUGGAAAAUUGUGGGUGGCUGAGAAUUAUAAUUCUGAUCCAUAUCCGGGAGAGUGUGAUGACGACAGCAAAAACAUACCAGAAACAACCUUGAAUGCUCUCAAGAGUCAUCCAUUGAUGUGGGAUUCAGUGCCUUCCAUAGAAUCACAGACAACAGAUUCACUGCCAUUGUUGACAUCAGAGGGGCUUGGAAAACAGUUUACGAAAAUUUUAGUUGCCGAAGUACCAGAUAUAGCUGGCACAAUACAUAAAGUUAUGUACAUUGGAACAGAUCAAGGAACUGUUAUUAAAGCUUUGUAUGGUGAUCAGGCUGCAUACAAGUAUAUUAUAACUGAGUUUAUUGUUGACGAGGAUUCAAGGGAUGUUUUGAUUAUGACAAUGUCUGAUGAGUCACUGUAUAUUGCCUUUGACGACAAAGUAAUACAAGUACCAAUGCAGUUUUGUGAUAGAUAUACGAAUUGUUAUUCCUGUGUGGCAGCCAGAGAUCCACACUGUUCAUGGGAUACAGAAAGCAGUACUUGUGUAACUGGAGGUGAUGAUACGGGUAAUCUCAUACAAGAUGUUCCUGGAGGAAAUGUUGCACUUUGUUCAGUUCAACCUAAUGAUAAACCACUAGACAAAUGUGUAAAAAAGGUUCCCCUGGAUAGUGCAGUAAUUUUUGAUUGUAAAGUUAUGGGUGCCAUAUUUAUGAAAGACGGUGAUGAAAUAACAGUAGAUGGAGUCAAGUACAUUAGACUGAAUGGUGUUGGGUUACUUAUCACAAACUUCAAGGAAUCUGAUAGCGGAGUGUACAGUUGUACAGUUGGUGGUGAGAUUGUUGCAGAGUGUUGGCUCAUAUCAGCAAAUCAGACUCUCUCUACAAAUGUUCCAGAAAUCCACAAUCUGAAUUUAGGACCAGAGAACAUCACCUACCCAGAAAAUACUACUGUGAAUCUGUAUUGCAUGUUCACUGGAUGUUUUGAUACAGAAUACAGAUGGUUAAAUAAAGAUGGUAUUGAAGUAAUAGAAACAGGUUCUGUGAUGUUGGAGAGUGAUUGUGCAGCUAAUAAUGAAUCGAAAAUUAUAAGCUGGCUGGAAGCAAUAGUUGGAGAAGAAACGCAAACUUACACAUGUGAAGUUGAUCAUGUCACAAAGGUUUUUGAAAUAAAACCAGGAGCAAUUGAAAAUGAUGCCAAUUGUAGAAAAGAUCACAUGCAAUGGGAAAUAGAUUAUUAUGAUGAGAUAAAGAAAUUGAAUGACUGGCGCCAACAGGCUAAUUGCACUGAUGAAAACGAUGAUAAGAUAGAGAUUAAUAGUUGUGAAAUGAAAGAUUACUGCGGCAUCCCUUAGAUAUCCCAGAGAAGAGACUCAUGGACUCUUCUGCAAUAUACCGUAAAACCAUUAAUUUUGUUAUUUUCAUUGUUUUUCUAGCAAAUUUAAACAACAUCUAAUAUUUUUACUGUUUACAUCUUGCUUAAAAUAUUUGCAUUGUCCUAAAGAAC
Molecule: messenger RNA, 2356 nt
Organism: Saccoglossus kowalevskii
Lineage: Eukaryota; Metazoa; Hemichordata; Enteropneusta; Harrimaniidae
Product: semaphorin-1A-like
Biological process (GO): negative chemotaxis; semaphorin-plexin signaling pathway; axon guidance
Cellular component (GO): plasma membrane
Molecular function (GO): semaphorin receptor binding; chemorepellent activity
Source: RefSeq, a predicted model, not a curated record